GCGGUGCACCCUGGGAGGGAGGCGCGAGCCCCCGCCAUAUUGGACGAGAGCGAGGGGAGCAAGGGGAGAGAUCGGUGCGUGCGGGUCCCUCACUCUCCUGCUCACUCUCCUCCUCUUCGUCGUCGCUCUCUCCCGUCUCCCGCUCUCUCUCGGAGCACGCGCGCGCCAUGAGUCCCGCCGACACGAAGCGCACCAAACGGAGGAAGAACAGGAGGGGCGGCGGCGGCGGGACCAGCGGCGGCGGCGGUGGCACCAAGGCGCUGAGCCGUCAACAGAAAAUGUCGCCCGCGACGAGCGGAGGAGGCAGCAGCAGUAGCAGCGCGAGCGGCGAGGUUCCCUUUUCCUUUAGCCCGCUGCGACCUUCAUUCCCUGGGAGUUGGCGCUGUCUGCUGUGCCGGUGCGAAACUCCGAGCAUGCUGCAGGCCUCUGCCGGGGAGACCAACGGUUUGGCGCCUGGCGCUGGUGGAGGUACCAACCCAAUGCAGCUCGGCCUCGCGGCAUGUGCCGCUGGGACCAAUGGACAGAGCUCCGCACAGACAAACUCUGAAGGAAAUAGCGUGAACGGUGCGCCGAGUCCCGGGGCGCCAAACCCGCCGCAGCCAAGUUUUGUCGGAGCCCUCAACGCGUCUUGCAGCCCGCCCUCUCCCAUGCAGAAUAGCGCGACGCCGGAGAGCACCACUCUCUUCCCGUCUCCGCUCUGGGUGUGCCAUGACUGUCGGAGGAACUUUGAGGAGCAGCAUCUCCGAGGAAAUUUUCAGCCCACGUCUCAGACGGUGGACGCUGUUCAGAAACCACCCGUUGCCCUGGAUGCGGUGGCGAAUGGUGGUAAAACAGAAAGCGUGCUCCCGGUCCAGCCCCCAGCCGAACUCACCACUGUCCCAGGCCUCAUCUGCAACUGUGAAUCGUGCAGGGAGCGCAGGGAGAUAGUGGGCGAGAGUGGGCGGGACGCACAGCUGCUGCAGAAGUACUGGACAGAAGUGCGGCACCUGGUGCGGUGCAUCUACUGUCGGGCGGGGACGCCGCUGGCCGAGGAGCAGGGCACCGCGCCCGACGUGGAGAGCGUGAAGGAAAUGGUAGACAGGCUGUGCAAGGUUGACCCCUACCAGCUCUACCAGAGGCUGGAGUCGCAGGCGCGCGAGUACGUACUGGAGGUGAAGCUACGUCUGGUGAAGCAGCUGACGUCGGCGCCACUGAGCGCGGCGCACGCGUGCCACCUGCUGUCGUUGCUGCUGGACGAGUACGGCGCGCUGUGCCAGGCUGCGCGCACCAUCGCCACCUUCCUCGUCACGCUGGAGAAGGAGCAUUUGAAGAAGUUUGAGGUGACGUGGGAGCUCCACAACAUGCACCUCUUCCACAAGAUGGUUUACUUUGCGCCUCUCAUCCAAAGGGACCUCUCGACCCUGCUCAAUCUGCUCAAAUCACAAGAUGAGCCCCAGGAUGAAGCGACGGUGGAGCUGCUGGGACGCAUGCGGUGCUUCGAGGAGGGCAUGGUGUGCAUUGCCGCGCAGUGGAACGACUGUCAGAAGCGCAUUGACGAUUACGUGGAUGAGCAGGUUGCCUUGAAAAGAAAGCAAAAGGCACAGAAGGAGGACUGGGAGCUCUAUAAGCAGAGGAAGCUCAUUGAGCAGCAGCUGAUGAACAGCAAGAAGUGUGAGCUGGCUGAGGGGAACGUGUCGGAGGCGGUCGCACAGCUCCUCUCGACCUCGCACCUCAACCUGGGAGACUGCCCAAACUGCAACUACCGACAGCGGUGCACGUGCGACCAGUGCAGCAUUUCGCACAUGCUCACCUGCGGGCUCAUGGAGCCCACGCUGCCAGAUAGCCUGCACCUCAACUCCCUGGCGCUGCCGAGCGGCACGGCAAGGGAAUACCUGUCGGAGAUUCACGCCCCCAGCAUCUCCUCCUCCAGCUCCGACUGCGACUCGGGGCCCAGCACUCCACCCCUCACGCGGCAGCAUCCCGACGCCAACUUCACCGAGCUGUACGAGCCAAGCGCACGGCGCCCUCGCCGAGAUGAGGCUGAGGUGGCAGGACUCCCUGACAGUCUGGCGGACGUCUACGCGCUGUGCAGCUACCCAGACUCGGGGGUGGAGCUGGGCACCGGCAGCCUCCACACCGUCCUCAAUGGUGCCGGGGAGAACCUCGCUUCCAAAGACGAGCAUUCUGGGAAGAGUAGCAGCUGCAGCAGCACCUCCGAGGAGGAGGACGAGGAGGACGAGGAGGACGAAGACGAGGAUGAGGGAGAGUUCUCGCCAGACGUCGGCGAGUACGGAGCCAGUCAGUUGUCGGUCCCGGAUGAGUACCCGGGGGGGGGCCCGUUGCACGGCGCCAGCGGCGGGCUCCCCGUGGCCUUCGCGCAGCACAAGGACGGCCAGGAGCUCUUCACAGUCGGGUUUCCCGGUCGCGAGGCAGGGGAGGGAGUGCCUGCGAGCUGCGAGUGUCACUUCUGUAAACAGGUGGGGGGCUUGGCUCCUGCGUUGCCCUCAGGAGCCCUGCCAGGCGGCCAGCAGCUACUCCUGGCUGACAAGUUACCGCAUCACCCCACGCUGCAGCUGUACCCCCACAUACACGGGCAGCUGCCCCUGCAUCCCAGCCCCUCUCCCCUCGCCCACAUUUCCCACCUCAACCCCUUCCUGCCGCAUCCUGUGUACCCGGCACCGCCCGUGCCACCAGCCUCAGCCCUUGCUGCCGUGUACCCACCAUCUCAAGCCAGCAGCUCCGCUCUCUAUUCAGCAACCUCGGCCUCCAACAAGUGCUUGCUCAACCUCAGCGCGCCGGCCUUCCCUCAGAGCUGCAAGCACCAGGGCUUGCGGCUGGGGCUGGAGGGGGCGGCCGUGGUGGAGCCGGCCGCCGGCGCCACCGCCGCCCCGUACCCCGUGGCCACGAGCAGCGAGUGGAGCACGGAGCUGCUGGCGGCUCACAGGUACACGGGCAGCUGGGCCUCGGAGCUGCUCGCGGGGACCCUCGGAGUGCUGCCAGACACAGGGCAUGCUGCGACCGACUGCAAGGCGCCCAGUGAGAAGAAUAACAACCCCUUUACACACGGCACACAACCGUCACACGCACAAGGCCAGCAGCACCUAGACCUGGCAUCCUACUCGAGCAAUGCUCACCAUACCAUUCUCCCAGCCAAACCAGCCCCCCUGCAGCAGCCCAAUGGACAUGCCCAUAAAGGCUCUGUCAGAAGCAGCCCUGUUGGUAUCUCCAGCUCAUCCCCUUUCCAGCAAGGCCCUCUGUCAAGUAACCCCCCAGCGACGCACUUGGGUCACCCGCAGACCACCCCCACGUCCUGCGCAGCGAAAGCGGCACCGUGCUCGAAGCCACCGUCUCCCGUGGCGCCAGCGAGCCAGUCCAAGUCUCUCUCGGCCUCUCCCUUCGCAAAGCCGCCCCCUCCCUCCAGCGGCUUUCCCAAGUCCGUCUCGCCUGCACCCUUCCCCAAAACGGCAGCUUCGCCGGCGUUCCCCAAGCAGGCGCCCGCGGCCCCCGGCUUUGUGAGCCAUCACCUGGGGGGGGCGUGCCCUUCGGGGAAGGCCCCCGGGGGACACGUGGAGGCGCUGCACGGCGUCGCCAGCGCGUGCAGCGAGGGAAACUGCGUUGGCUGCUCGGAUGGGAACACGUACGGCACCGAGGAGUCCCAGGAUGAAGAUAGCUGCUCCGAUGAAAGCUCCAGUACCUCUACCUCCACUUCCCAGCGGGACGGGAAGUACUGCGACUGCUGCUACUGCGAGUUCUUUGGCCACGGAGGGCCCCCGGUUGCCCCGACCAGCAAGAACUACGCGGAGAUGCGGGAGAAGCUUCGGCUGCGCCUCACCAAGCGCAAGGAAGACCCGCCCCGCCGGGAGCCCCCCCCGCCCCCCAAGAAGGAGGCCGACACUCGCAAGGUGGAGGAGCUGCUAAGCUUCAUCAACAGCAGCGAGCCCAAGCCCGGCAACACGGCGCGUGCUGCUAAGCGCGCCCGCCACAAGCAGCGCAAGAUGGAAGAACGAGCCAAGCAAGAGACGGAGCUGAAGGAGCGUGGGGAUCAGGAGCAGCUGCAGCAGGAGGCUGUGGUGGAGGAGGAUGCCCAGCAGAGAAGAAGCACACUUCAGCGCACAGAGAGCAAGCUCGGCGUGGGACAGCCAGAGCCCGCCAGGCUCCCCGGCACGAGCAGGCCUCCCUCACACUUCAGCACAGAGAGGCCCGCCAGGCCGCCCGUCGUUCAAGCGGACUUGCUGCUUCAGAACUGCACUCUGGCUAGCACAGUUAGCAACAUGCACGCAGCUCAGGCUACUAAAUUUACUCAUUCGGCGUCCACCGGUGGCUUGUCCGAGUCCAAAGAUGCGCGGUCAACUACAGCAAUUAGAAAGGCAGACCCAUCGCUGGCCCCUAGCUAUGAGAAGAACAGCAGCGGUGCGUCAGUGAUAAAGACUUCAGAUGCGGAACCUCAGACUUUUUUAGAAUCCGUCAAAAGAUGCACGUUCGCACACGAGGAGAGAGCACGUGGUACUCACGAUCAAAAACCUGCGGAGUUGGGAAAGCGACAGCACAAGCAGAAUGCAGUGGAGUCAAAACAAGAAACCGUAAAUAAACAUAAUCUGGCAUCUGACCACAGAAGAGUUCAAAGGGAAAUGAACUGCACAAAGAUAUCCGAUUCUACAUUGGUAGGAGAACCGUCUUGUACGUUACAGAAGCACGACGUUCACCAUCGGGAGCAGCAGGUUUCUCCGCCUGCGGUGCCUGAUCAUCCCAAAGUCAAAAGGUCUGAACUCCCUCCAUUAAGAGGCAAGCCGGCUGCUGACACGCCGCAGCUGAAGGGAAGAGCAGUUGAAUGCCCCGUCGCGAAGAGCGCGUGUCAGCACGCGAGCUACUCCAUGCCAGAUGCUCUGCAGCCCAAGGGCAAGGCCUCGGAGCUCCAUGCCAAAUCAAAGGGGGCAGCAGAGGUGCAGCGCAGCAAGGGAACAGAGCCCCUAGUUUGUCAACAAAAUGGCAAAGUGACUGACUCCCACGUGGCUGUGCAAAACAAUGAAAAGUUUGCACUCGCAUCAUUGCAGACCAAUGAAAAACUUGAAUCGACCGCGCGCAAAGCAAGUGGCACGUCAGAGAACGGAUCGCAGAAGAGCGGCAACACGGCAGGCGUUGCGCAAGGACUGAAUGGCAAGAUGGAAAACGCACCCCUGCAGACUUACAACAAGAUAGAGCAGCACGCUCCCUGCAAGGCGAGCGGCCAAGAAGGGCCGCGCGGGCCGCACUGCGAGCCCCAGCCGCACGGGGCGGACGAGCAGCACACGCCGGAGAUUAAUGGCAAAGCAGACUCCCCUCAGCCCAAGAACAAGAGCAAGAAGAACAAGAAAAAAAAGUCUGAGAGACUCAACCCUUCCAUCGAUGAUGUGUUUCUUCCAAAAGACAUUGAUUUGAAUAAUGGAGACCUGGACGAAACCGAGCGAGAGGUGGAGCGAUUUAAAAGGUUCUGCAUGGAUUCUGCUCGACAAAACCGCCAGAAGCUCACUGUCAACUGGUCGAACUUCAACUUGAAGAAGUCUGGGUUUGCUGCUCACUGAACAGGGGUGGAGGAGGAGGAGAGAUGGUGGCGCAGGCUUGGGCAGGGCCGCCCCACCCAGCCCAGCUGUCCAUUGGCUGUGGACCAGCCGGCACUCCCUGCGCGCGUGGGUCAUUAAAUGUCUCCGGGGUUGCGGUGCGUUGCAGAUCUGCGUUAUGAUUUGACUUGAGCUCUGCCAGCUGCUGUAAAAAAAACCAUACUGUAAGUUGUGCUGUUCUUGAAACUGCUUUAACUCUAUGCACAGCUGGCCUCUAUGCAGUGCAGGGUAGGAGGUGUUUUAGGUCAGUGCUUUUUCAGGGAGCCAGAGGGAGGGUGUUGCCUUCUGGAAGGGUGUGUCCUACUUCAUUCGCUGAAAGCUGUAACGUUGCUAGGAUGCAGACAAUAAACGCCUUGCUCGUUACUCCGUAUUUGAUAGCUUAUUGCUUGAGCACCUUCUUUCUUUGAAACGAUGCCUGAAAGUGUGAAUCGUACUAACUCAAUGUUUCUAUUCGCUGCUUUGUUAGGGCUGCUUUUACUUGAGUGAAGUUGAAGGGUCCUCAUGGGGGCGCUCUCCUAGCCUGCCUGUGGCCUUGGACGUGUGUGUAAACCGUGUGUAAAUCAUUUGAGCUGUCGUAGUGUUAUAACAUUUAGUAGGUUGCAGCAUACAAAAUACUAAACCUUAAAAAGAUCCAUAUAGUAUGUUAUUGGAUACUUUUUUUAAAGAUAUUGUACAAAUUAUUGUAAUGUCUUUCGUUUUUGAAAGGAAAUACAGUAUAGUUAUAAUGAG
Petromyzon marinus (sea lamprey) is the source of this 6302-nucleotide messenger RNA. It is a transcript of the gene FAM193A, whose product is annotated as family with sequence similarity 193 member A. The record is from RefSeq and is a predicted model, not a curated record. Lineage: Eukaryota; Metazoa; Chordata; Hyperoartia; Petromyzontiformes; Petromyzontidae.